Ascochyta rabiei is the source of this 210-nucleotide messenger RNA. RefSeq lists its product as uncharacterized. The transcript is spliced from 2 exons. The coding region runs from base 1 to 210 and encodes 69 amino acids. The record is from RefSeq and is a predicted model, not a curated record. Lineage: Eukaryota; Fungi; Ascomycota; Dothideomycetes; Pleosporales; Didymellaceae.
AUGCCAGCAACCCCAAAAUCCUUCCUGCCCGCCUUCACGGGCUUCAUCGUCUUCGCAUUCACCUACACCUUCAUCGAAGCCUCAAAGGAAGGCGCAGCCAUGGACAAUGCACGCACGCGGUGGCAGCAUCAGCACGCCAGUGCGCGGAACGUGCUCUCGGGCGGUGUGACGAUGCUGGACGCUGUGGAAGCGAAGAUUGGGAAGGCGUAG